AUCGAAAAAAGUGGUUUUGUCUGUCAAAUUAUAAACAAAUGGAUGCUGUGUCAUGGUGGUGGGUUUCUAUGAUCUACUUGCUUGAGGGAUUUGCAGCAUUUGGCAUUGCACUGGAUAUUGGACUACUUCUCAUGCACUUUUUAUCAAUAGUAUAUUCUAAACUAUACAUGAACAAGAAGCCAGCAGACAUGAUGAAAGCUGAAGUUAAAGGUGUUUCGAUUUUGAAGCCUUUAAAAGGUGUAGAUCCUAACUUGGAAGACAAUUUAGAGACCUUCUUUGAACUUGAUUAUCCACAGUUUGAACUCUUAUUUUGUAUCCAAGACAAUAAUGAUCCAGCAAUAGAUGUUGUUGAACGGUUAAUUCAUAAAUAUCCAGCUGUUGAUGCGAAAAUUGUCUCAGGUGGAAAGCGCAUUGGUGUGAACCCAAAGAUAAACAAUUUAAUGCCGGGGUAUAACUGCAUGAAAUACAACUUAUUUUGGAUUUGUGAUUCGGGAAUCCGUGUCUUGCCCCUUACCUUGCGAGAUCUGGUUUCAAAAAUGCAGGACAAAGUGGCUCUCGUGCAUGCAGUACCUUAUACAUCAAACAGAAAAGGAUUUGCAAGCUCCAUAGAAAAGAUAUAUUUUGGCACGCAACAUACUCGAGUAUAUAUCAGUGCUCAUGUUAUUGGUUUUACAUGCAUGACUGGUAUGUCAAACUUAAUUCGAAGGGAUUACUUUGAUAAAUCCACUGGCGGACUUGGAAAGCUUGCACAAUAUAUUGCAGAGGAUUACUUUAUGNNCAAANUACUUUCAGAUAGUGGUUACAAACUGACUUUAUCAUCCUACCCUGCUUUACAAAACUCGGGCAACUAUGGAGUUGGAAAGUUUAUUGAAAGAAUGACAAGAUGGACCAAACUAAGAGUUGCAAUGGUGCCAGUCGCUGUGAUUUUGGAACCAUUUUCAGAAUGUUUUUUGUCUGGACUUUUGUUUUCGUGGUCUUGCUUACAUUUCUUUAGUUGGAAUAUGUUGGUCGUCUUUCUUUACCACGUUCUUGUUUGGUUCAUUCUGGACUACAUUCUAUUUCGGCAACUUGAGAAUGGCCACCUUCAAAUCAGUAAAUGCGAUUUCUUAGUUGCAUGGUUUGUUCGUGAAACCCUCACUCCGUACAUAAUAUUUUGUGCUUUAUGGGAUCCAACUAUAAAUUGGAGGACAGGCAAAUAUAGAUUACGUUGUGGAGGCAAAGCAGAAGAAGUUGUAUAAGAUAUUCUUCUUUUCUUUUAUGCAAAUGCCAUUAUCUAUUAUUUUUUAAAUAGAAACCUGGGUUUCAGUAGAUAAGGCACUUUUGCUGCUCUUGAUGGAAAAUUACGGUAUGCUUACCAUGUGUUUCUUGAUGGUGGCUCAUUGAAUUAAUUUAAUAUUAAAAUAGCAAAUUUCAUAAACCAUUUUUUUCUGAUUUAGCCCUGCAACGCGAGUGUUCCUCUAACUGUUGUGAAGUUCCUGUAGUGCUAUGCAGGCAUACCUGUGUGCCUGGCAGUACAAGGAAACGUCUUUCAAUAAUUAUUUCUUCUCUUUUUCUUAUGUUUAGUGCCUGCUCAUUAAAAGCGGUGUGUUUGUCAUUAUUUUGGUACAUUGCUCUUCAUUACUUUACUGUAUAAUUAACUAAAUUAACAAUUAUAGCAUUUAGUAGACAAUUAAUUUCAAUCGAUUUGUUCCGAUCAUAAUGCGAGAAUUACCGUUACCUGUUGUCUAUAUUGUGUUAUACGUCUCCACAGUUUUCAAACAUUCUCACUGCACAAGCUUUCUGCAGCAUUGUGCAGCUCUUGCAUUGUAAUCGCUACCGCAUCACUAACUGUUAAUCUUUCUAAUUUACAAAUAACGUUUUGCACAAAUAUAUAAAGCUUCUGGAUAAAACAGCAACGGUACCAGUAGCAGUGAAAUGUAGUACAACUACUACUACGUCAUCCAGUGUUUUUUUGCGCAUUUGUUAUGAUGACUUCUUGUUUCCAGACACAAGACAAAGUACUAUCAUUGUAAUUUUGAUUGUGCUGAAAUGAAGCACAUUGUUCACAAUCAAAAUCACUUGUUACCUCACCAAUUGAAAUAAAAUGUUGCUAAAAA
Messenger RNA from Ciona intestinalis (vase tunicate), 2096 nucleotides. The record is from RefSeq and is a predicted model, not a curated record. NCBI's taxonomy places the organism in Eukaryota, Metazoa, Chordata, Ascidiacea, Phlebobranchia, Cionidae.